Columba livia (rock pigeon) is the source of this 2483-nucleotide messenger RNA. RefSeq names its product mesoderm development LRP chaperone (gene MESD). Bases 423 to 1046 code for a protein of 207 amino acids. NCBI's taxonomy places the organism in Eukaryota, Metazoa, Chordata, Aves, Columbiformes, Columbidae. The transcript is spliced from 4 exons. Gene Ontology annotation, molecular function: low-density lipoprotein particle receptor binding. The record is from RefSeq and is a predicted model, not a curated record. Gene Ontology annotation, biological process: protein folding.
GCGGCACCAACGGCACCAGCGGCGGCCGCUGCCCUUCCCGGGCCCGCUGCCCGGCUGGCGGGAGGCGAAUCCCGUCCCUACGGGCGGGGGAUUAAAGCGGGUUGAAUGAAUAAAUAAAUGACGGUGUGGGGUUGAGCACGGCAGGGCGGGGGGAAAGAGGCCGGUGGGAGGAAAGGGGCAGCCGGAUGAGCUCAGCCCGGCGGGGCUGCGCGGCGGCCGCGGCCGCCCAUUGGGUGGGAGCGCGUCGUGCAGUCGGAUAUCGGAGACGGAGGAGAUGCCGAGGGGGGGAUUGAGAAGCCGCCCUCCGCCCCAGGCGGCCCGGGGCACACGCUGCCCGCCAGGUCCGCUGUCCGGGGCAGCCCGCCAGAUGCCUCCUCCUGCCGUGAUGCUCCCUGUGAUUUGUGCCAUUCCCCAAGGACAAAAUGGAGAGAUCCUUGGUUUGGGCAGUUCCGCUGUGGCUCCUCCACCAGCCUUCCUCCCAGCUGCUCGCGCCAGAAACAAAGCCAGGUUGUAACCCAUGGCAGCUGACAGGGCCACCAAAGCUCUUUAAAGAUGAUGAUAUUGAAGAGGGUGAUCUUCCUGAACAUAAAAGGCCUCCAGCACCGAUAGAUUUCUCAAAAAUUGAUCCAGGCAAGCCUGAAAGCAUCCUGAAGCUGACGAAAAAGGGGAAGACUUUGAUGAUGUUUGUUACAGUGUCGGGAAAUCCCACAGAAAAGGAGACGGAAGAAAUUACGAGCUUGUGGCAGGGCAGUCUCUUCAAUGCCAACUAUGACGUGCAAAGGUUUAUUGUUGGCUCAAAUCGCGCCAUCUUCAUGCUGCGUGAUGGUGGUUAUGCCUGGGAGAUCAAAGACUUUCUGAUAAGUCAAGAAAGGUGCGCGGAUGUUACUCUGGAAGGUCAAGUUUAUCCUGGCAAAGGAGCAGAAGAAAGCGAGAAAGUGAAAAACAAAACCAAACCUGAAAAAGCAAAGAAGAAAAAAGACGCAGACAAGAAAUCUGAUAGCAUCAAAGAGGACAACCGAGCAACCAAACAGAGAGAGGAUCUAUGACGGACACAUUAACCAGACUGACCACUGCUCUGCCGUUCCUUGAAGGGAAACUAAUAUUCCAUACAAUUCUUGGCUUUACUGGGCGGGGAGGGGGAAAGAAGCAGAGAGUACUGAGCUUAAAAGACUUUUAUGUUGAAGCACACCGGUUUACUUAUUAAUGUUGGCGUUUGUUUAGUUACAGGAAAGGUAAUGUUUAAUACCAGCGAUUGACUACUUUAGUUUGUCAUUUUUUCUGCUUUUGUUUUUGUUUAAAAUUAACAUACAACUGCACGCGUCUAACAUCAUGAAUUUAAUUUAAAGUGGAAAAGAAGAAAUACAAUCUCAGAAUACACCGAUGUUCAUCUGUAGUAACCAUGUCCAUCUUGGGUACGUAAGUUGGUCAUAGAUUCAGAGCUGCUGUCAGGUAGCAGAAUACAGUGCUAAAAGAUUCUCUUGGACACCGGUUUGCUAGACUCAGUUUGCAAAACAGCCUAAAAUUGCAAAUAAUAGUGUUACAAUGGCCAAAGGUGCCUGAAAUUAUGGCAUUUAGGGCAUGUCUAGUUAGACAGCCUGUUUCUUUAAAAUAAAACCCAUUCUGUGUGUCCGCACAAAUGCACGGAAGCGCUUAGAAGUGCGGUAGGAGCUAAGGCAGAUGCGUGGCUAAUGCACCCCAAAUCACUGCAGAAAGGAGAUUCUGUACCCGCCAGAAGCGAUGCUGGGAUGUUACUGGAAUUACAGUUCCCACAUGGGCAGUGUCAGGGAGAGAAGGAGCAGUCAAAUUCUUGUCAUUCGGGUUGCUAUUGCUGCCAGAGAACUGAGCCUGCGGAAACAAGUGUUAAGUAUUCCCCAUUAUCUAGACAGUGAGCUAGAAGAAAUCGCUUUAACUCUGAGAUUAAUUUGUUUAAUUGGUUUAAGGGUUUGCUUAAGUCUUUGAAAAAGCACUCGUUACAGUACAGAGUUAGACUUUGAGUUAGAUGUAUUAGUUACUGAUGUUGUAUGACCAGGUAUACUUUUUUGGGUACAGAUUCCUGGAUUGACAUGGUUGAUUAUAAAUGAACAUUGGAUUUAAAUACUGUAAUUCGCAUGUAUGGGAGCAAAUUUGAUUUCUUCUCCGAAGGUUUUGAAUAAUUGGGAAGGCUGUAUUGUAUUAAGAUUGUAUUCAAUCAAAUGCAUCACUUAGAAUUGUUUUCCUUCUGCCUUACUAUGCGUUAAGGACUCAAUGCACCAAGUAUUUAUGGUCCAUGUCAUUUUCCAGGGGAUGAGCACAGUAUUAACUGUCUUCAUUCGAUGCUACUAAGAUAUUACUUUGAUUCUUUAUUGAAGGUGCUAAAAUCCAAGUGUUUUGGAUAAAAGGUCCUAAUUGAACCAUAAUGGUUGAUCUUGUGGAAUAUUUCAGUAUCAAAAGUGGAGAAACUAUGACUUACUGAGUGCUUGUUCAAAAUAAAAGAUGUCACUAAA